AUGGGUUUCCGCACUGUGAUUACGUUUUACAUCCGUGAUUCAGAAAACUGGCAGUCCAAGCCGCUUGGCCUGCGCCGGCUGCCUGACGGAACAGCCUUGCGUCUGUCAUCCCUUCACAACGUUCGUCGUGCAGCACGCGUACUCGACGACCCGGAUAUGGCAUUCAACUGGAGCUCGUUUUCUCACAGCGCUCAGCCGAAUUUAGGCACCAGAGGCGGAUCGGUAAGUCCUUUGGUUCACGUUGUGGCAAGCCAGCCGACCUCAUUGUGGCGUUUGACCUCAUGUGUGCUGGGUUGCAGAAGAUCGACAGGCCACAAGGGCAAAGCGUGUGUAGAUGAACAGUAG
This is a messenger RNA of Soboliphyme baturini, 345 nucleotides long. Lineage: Eukaryota; Metazoa; Nematoda; Enoplea; Dioctophymatida; Soboliphymatidae. The record is from the annotation of a GenBank genome assembly.